CGGCUUCCAAAUGAGCGUGCGCUCGCUUUCGCUUUCGUUCAACCCCCAAAUCUUUCCCACCUGCGAGCGAACUCGCCAAGGCGGAGCGAUUUCGAGGGAUUGCCAUCCCGAUCUGCCGAUCUCCCCAUCCUUCGGCUUAUCUUUACCAAAGUAACCGUCCUUUGGUAGGUCGUUUCCUCCCUUCGUUGUUUGAAUUUUUUUGGGCGUGGGGGAAAAAUCCAUGGACAAAGAGAUGCUCGAGACCUUUGAGGCCGCGAAGAAGGCCGCCGACGUGGCGGCGGAGGCCGGAGGCGGGUCGCCCGAGGUGGAUCGGUGCCUGGACGCGCUGAAGCGGUUGAGGAGUCUGCCCGUCACGACGCAGGAUCUGGUGGAAACCCAGGUAGGCAAACGACUUCGCUAUCUCACAAAAAAUCAUCAUUCAAAGAUUCAAGUUGAGGCUUCUGCCUUGUUAGAAUUCUGGAAAAACGUAGUUAUUCAGGAGACUUCAAAUUCUAAGAAAAAUGGAGGUUCUGAAAAUAAAAAAUUGGUGAAAAAUAUUAAAUCUGAGAGACCAGAGGGUGUCAAGGUUGACAAGACUUCAAGGGCUGGGCCUGUCACCAUGGAUGUGAUUUCAACUUCAGAAAGUUCCAAGUUUGUUAAGAAAGAUAGGGAGCGGGGUAUGAAUGCUGAGAUUGCAAAGUCAGAAAGAGACAAGACUGAGAAGAAUGGCGGCAAUGAAUCUGUAGUUCAUUCUGUCAAUGCUGUGAGGAUAACCAAGGGAGAUCACCAAGCUGCUGCUACAAAGAAGUCAUCAGCCGGUCCUCCUAGGCUGACAACAAUGAUCAAAUGUAAUGAUCCUAUGCGAGACAAAGUUCGAGAACUUCUAGCUGAGGCUUUCUCUAAAGUUUCUAGCGAGACCAACGAAGACGAAAGAGAUGAAGUGAGAAAUAUCUCGGAUGAAGUGGAUGCAUGCGAUCCCAUCCGAGUUGCUGUCAUGGUGGAGUCUGUGAUGUUUGAGAAACUAGGCCGUUCCAAUGGUUCUCAAAAGCUUAAAUACAGGUCCAUAAUGUUCAACUUGAAGGAUGGCAACAACACAGAUCUUCGAAGAAGAGUUCUCCUUGGAGAGGUGAAGCCUGAGAAACUCAUCAUCAUGACUCCUGAAGAGAUGGCCAGUGACAAGAGGAAACUUUCAAAUGAGCAGAUCAAAGAGAAGGCCUUGUUCGAGUGUGAGCGGGGAGGGCCUCCUAAAGCCACAACCGAUCAGUUUAAAUGUGGCCGAUGUGGACAGAGAAAGACUACUUACUAUCAGAUGCAAACCCGAAGCGCGGAUGAACCGAUGACCACAUUUGUUACUUGCGUGAACUGCAACAACCACUGGAAGUUCUGUUGAGUGCAAAACGCAGCAGAAUGAUCGCUGAAGACCAUAGAUCCUGUCUUCUGUCGUAUUUGAGGCAGUAUCAUACGAAGCUUCUCUUAACUCGUCGAGCUUGAGAAGGACUGGUGCGUUCACGAGCCACGCUUCGUGGUGACCGGUGGCUGUAGAACUCCGGGCGAGCGUCCAUCCCUGCAUUAAAUCUUCUUCCCCCUCGUGCCUCGCAUCUAUGGCAACUGGAAGCUCGUCGGUGGGAGCUGCUGCUCUUCCCAGAACCCUCCAACCAUUGCGUUUUGCCAUUCCGGGCGAUCCAAUCGAUGCUGAUGGCCCCGUUGAUUGAAUCAGGCAUGGUGUUCGACUGACGUUGCUCGCCUCUUCGUGCAUCAGUCUGCUUCUCCUUUUUGGCUCCUCCAUUGCGAGUGCAUGAAGAGGAAAAGAUAGGUUAGGCUUAACUUUUGUUGGAGGGCAAGCGGUAAAGUUGUAGAUUAGGUCUGUCAUUUUAUUGGGUGAAAGAUGUGUCUCGAUGCAUUCAUGGAUCCAUACACAUCGACUGCAGACCAUCACAAACAGGCCUAUCCACACUUAUUGGGUGUCAGAUCUACUUGCAUGACCAGUUCUCCUUUCCCCCACUUGAUGACAGUCGCAAGCAUCGAGCAGAUGACCUCCAUGCAUGCACGAAGCUACUGAACAGGGCUUUCUAACGAAACCAUCCAACCUCCUCUUCCUUAUAUAUCUCCGAGGGCUGCUUCUUUCCUUGAAGACGAUCAUGGAUGAUGAGCUGCAAAGCUGCGGAGGCCGGAAGAGGACUGCCACCACCAUAGCAUUGCGUCCGCGAGAGGAAGGCCUCAAGUGCCCGCGAUGCCACUCCCCCAACACCAAGUUCUGCUACUACAACAACUAUAGCUUGUCCCAGCCGAGACACUUCUGCAAGACCUGCCGCCGGUAUUGGACCAUAGGUGGCGCGCUCCGGAACGUGCCCAUGGGUGGCGGCUCCCGCAAGAGCAAGAAGUCCAAGUCCUCGUCGGCGUCCCGCCUUCCGGUGGAUCCCGUCCGUGGACUCGCCGAAACAGGCAGCGGCCUCAGGUUUCUCGAUGGAGUACCGUCUUCUGUGGCCAUGGACUUCCACAUACGUCUGCAUGCUCCACCUGCAUCUGGGGCUUUCAGCUGCAGCAACCAGUGCAUCAACUUUGUCGACAUCUCACGCAGUGUGUAUGGUGAGGUCGGUGGUACUUCUAUAUCCUCUGCUGUGAACGGCAUCAGCGUAUCCUCCAUCGAGCCCCUGAGCUCCAUCAGCCAGGACCUCCAUUGGAAGCUUCAGCAGCAGGGACUCUCCAUGUUCACCGGACUCUCACCUCGUCCACUGGAGAACCAACAGACGCUCAAAUCUUCUGAUAUUGCAGGCAGAGCCGGAGCCGAAGCUUGUGAGGUUAAUGGAUCCAGAAAUCUUUGUGUUGGCGCUGGGGCUGAUAGUUCACCAGCAUGGUUCCCGGACAGUUCUUACACCAUGCCGACUUCAAACAGCAGUAUGCCUUGCAACACCAUCAGCAACAACAUCAACGAGAGCGCCAAGAGUGUCACCAACGUCAAUAACAUGAGCUAUUGGGGUGGAACCUCAGCAUGGAAUGAGACGCCACAGUUCUCCACACUGCCUUAGGAAAGAAGAAGGCCAAUGGAAGAGGUAGUAUGACAGAUGUGAUCUCUCCAGUUCACUGCUGCUCCUUUCCGUAAUCGUUUGCAGUUAAGCAGUCUGGGGAGUGUGAAGGAUGGAAUGAUGUUGCAAUCUUCUCCUGGCAGUCAUUUCAACUUCCUACUUUCUUUCUCUUGCUGAAAGAGUGUAUAUAUAUUUAUGUGUUUAUCAGCUGCUUCUGAUCAUAAUUUCUGCAAAUUCUCAUAGUGAUGUGUUCGAGUUCUUAUAAAACAUGUAAAUGAACAUACUCUCAGUUAAUCUUGAGCUUCUCUUUCUUUC
Messenger RNA from Musa acuminata AAA Group (dessert banana), 3317 nucleotides. RefSeq names its product transcription elongation factor TFIIS-like. Gene Ontology annotation, cellular component: nucleus. NCBI's taxonomy places the organism in Eukaryota, Viridiplantae, Streptophyta, Magnoliopsida, Zingiberales, Musaceae. Bases 221 to 1369 code for a protein of 382 amino acids. Gene Ontology annotation, biological process: transcription elongation by RNA polymerase II; DNA-templated transcription. The record is from RefSeq and is a predicted model, not a curated record. The transcript has 6 exons. Gene Ontology annotation, molecular function: zinc ion binding; nucleic acid binding.